Hemibagrus wyckioides is the source of this 1180-nucleotide messenger RNA. It is a transcript of the gene tcf15, whose product is annotated as transcription factor 15. Gene Ontology annotation, biological process: developmental process; regulation of transcription by RNA polymerase II. Lineage: Eukaryota; Metazoa; Chordata; Actinopteri; Siluriformes; Bagridae. Gene Ontology annotation, molecular function: protein dimerization activity; RNA polymerase II transcription regulatory region sequence-specific DNA binding; DNA-binding transcription factor activity, RNA polymerase II-specific. The transcript is spliced from 2 exons. The record is from RefSeq and is a predicted model, not a curated record. Bases 323 to 871 code for a protein of 182 amino acids.
AAUUCUAAAUAAUGCUCCGUAAUAAAACUCUUUAAAUGAUCAUUGUUAUUUUGUGUGUUAGUUUGGCAAUGUCUUCAUUUGCAUGCUGUGUCCCGGCUCCUCCCCUCUGUCUAUAAGACUCUGCGUUGUGACACACUGACAACAGCUGCGCGUUACACGGAAUGUCUUAGAGGAAGCUGAUGAAAGGAUAAAUGUUCAUGACUAGCUGAAAACACACCGAGCUCCGAGUUUGCACAAUGUGUGUGUAGCCAGUGCGGCUUCUAUUUUUUGGACACCCUGGAUACUUUUCAUUAGGUUUUAUAAUAGGAGAAAAUCCGUUUUGAUGAUGGCGUUUGCCAUGCUGCGGCCGAUGGCGACUCACCUCGCGUACCCGGACCACAGCAUGCUGUCUGAGGACGAGGAGACGCGCAGUGAGAGCGACGGCAGCUCGGAGCAGAGUUUCGGGUGCUGCGCGGAGAAGCGGCGUCGCGUUGCGCGCAAACCGUCCGUGGGCGGCGUGCUUAUCGUUAAACAGAGGAACGCGGCUAACGCGCGGGAACGCGACCGCACGCAGAGCGUCAACACCGCCUUCACGGCAUUACGGACUCUUAUACCCACUGAGCCAGUGGACAGGAAGCUCUCCAAGAUCGAGACUCUGCGCCUUGCUUCCAGCUACAUCUCCCACCUUGCCAACGUGCUGCUCAUAGGGGAUGGCGGCGAGGACGCGCAGCCGUGUUUAAGCGCCGGUUGCAGUGCACAGGGAGAAACCGGAGGCAAACAACCACGCACCAUCUGCACCUUCUGCCUCAGCAACCAAAGAAAAGGAGUAAAAGACGGCAAAGAUUGUCUCAGAAUGCGGGGUAUCAGUUCCCUGCGCAUGAGCCGCCGGUAGCCGGUAAAGCUGAAGGUGGCCAAACUCAGGGAGCAUGAAGAAAAAAAAGAGAGGAAGAAAAAACAGAGCGAGAGAGAGAGAGAGAGGCGCACGAGGAGAGGCGCACCGAGAGCUUGCGCUGGAGCACGCAGAGACUCAAGGACUCGUAAGAGAUUCAAUAGACAGCUCUUGAUUUCUUUCAUGUAUUUGAACAUUUAAUGCAGUGCAUAAACUUUCUUGUGUUGUUCUAAAGAGAAUUUAUAGAUUUUUUUUUUUUUUUUACAAAAAUGGUGUGAAUCCCACAAUGAAUAAAGUAUAUUUUUUAUCAGA